Molecule: messenger RNA, 2070 nt
Organism: Peronospora farinosa
Lineage: Eukaryota; Oomycota; Peronosporomycetes; Peronosporales; Peronosporaceae
Source: the annotation of a GenBank genome assembly
AUGCCCACCAAGCGCGUAAAAGGCAAGAAAAAGCUCAAGUCUAUCAAGGCAAAACAGACCGAUGGAAUGGGUAGUAAGCGUCGAUUGGCCAAGUUUGGUAAAGAACAGCGCAAGGGCAUGCGAGGUGCAGCUGCCAACUACAUUACACGCAGUCAAGCACUAAAACGACUGCAAGUUUCGUUGAAAGAUUUUCGUCGUCUUUGUAUUUUAAAGGGAAUUUAUCCACGUGAACCAAAGAAAAAGGUCUCUGGGAAAGAUAAAACGUAUUAUUACAUUAAAGACAUCAUGUUCUUGGCCCAUGAACCAGUUCUCGACAAGUUUCGAGCAUUUAAAACGUUUAUGAAAAAAGUGACGAAAGCAAUGGGUCGAAAAAACUAUGAAGAUGCCAAGCGGAAACAUGACAAUCGACCUACUUAUGAGCUGGAUCAUAUUGUGAAAGAACGGUAUCCACGCUUUAUUGAUGCUCUUGGAGAUUUGGAUGAUGCCCUUUGUCUUGUUCAUUUGUUUGCUCUUAUGCCAACGGGGAAUGGAAUUCAUGCAGAGGUUACGAGCAUGUGUUUACGUCUUGUGCGUGAAUGGCAGAAUUAUAUUGUCGUGACGAGAGGACUUACAAAGAUCUUUGUAAGCAUUAAGGGGAUUUACUACCAGGCUAAUGUACAAGGUCAAGUCAUUACGUGGUUGGUGCCACAUCAAUUUACUCCUACAGUUGACAAACGAGUGGAUGUAAGAGUUAUGCUUACGUUCUUGGAGUUUUAUGAAGUGCUACUGAAGUUUGUCAAUGCUCAAUUGUACAUGCAAAUUGGCGUAGCUUAUCCUCCUAAAAUCAAUUUGCAGCUUGAUUCAGCCGGUGCUCAACUUGCUGCGAUUGAACUGGAGAGAGCAAAAAAUGAGGAGACGAAAGAUGUUGAUGAGAAGGUGGAUGAUGAUGGCGCUGACGCUUGUGAGGAUAUUUCCCAGCAGCAAAAGGAAUCUGAAAAGCGGAUCAAGACUCUUGGCGGUGCUAUUGCAAAGUACGAGACUAACCCUGUGAAAGAGUACGAUGAAGAUGAAGACGAGACUACAUACGGCGAGAUGAGUGAGCCGCUUGAGGCUGCCUUUGCGUCGAACGAGCUGGCCGCGCAGAUUUACAGCGAACAGCGUAAAGAGCGCAGUGAAAAGAGUCUGUUCAGUGGUCUGACCUUCUUCUUGUCUCGAGAAGUUCCUUCGGCUUGUUUGGAACUGGUGCUGCGCUCGCACGGCGCCGCUUUGGGCUGGGACGGCGCUGGAUCUCCCUUUGAUGAGAAAAACACGCGCAUUACGCACCACGUAAUGGAUCGUCCUCACCAGGGUCACCGCUACUUCAAUCGCGAGUAUGUGCAGCCGCAGUGGGUGUUUGACUCAGUGAACAAUGGCAUUUUGCUUCCUCUGGCUCGCUAUGUGCCUGGUGCAGAGCUUCCACCUCACCUGUCCCCUUUCGUGGAUGACGGACAGGAGGGCUACACCCCUGAGUACCGCAAGGAGCUGGAAAAGCUCAAAUCGGCCAAGCAGGUGCUGCACGAGGUUGGUGCCGCUGGCGUCGAGGACUCUGAAGAGGAGGAUGCUGAGGAGCAGGAAGAGGUUUACGCUGCUGACCUCAAGGCUGAGGCGGAUGGCAAGACUGUUGAAAAGGAAGGCAACGACAGCGAGGAGGAGGAGGAGGAGGAGGAGGAGAAUGAAGAAGAGGAGAGUGACAAGGAAGAGAAGGUUGAGGUGAACAACGACGACGAGAAGGUGAAAAAAGAGGAAGAGAAGUCUUCUCUCAAGCGCAAGUCGGACGUGGCAACCAUAAACAAGAAGACGAAGCGUGUCAAGAAGGAGGAGGAGGCCGCAGAGCUCAAGGAGCUAGCCAAGACCAUGAUGUCGAAGAAGGCCAAGCGUUUGUACGACCGUAUGCAGUAUGGUCUGGGCAAGAAGGCUGACAAAAUUCAGAAGCUCGAGGACAAGCGUGUCAAGCUGGAGGCUGAGAAAGAGAAGAGCAAGGAAGUUGAGACCUUGGCCAAGGAGGUCUCCAAAAAGCGCAAGCGGAAGACCAAGGGCAAGAGCGCUAAUUAG